AUGAUCAGACGCCUCAAUGACAAUGCCGCCUGGGUGACUUUUGGCUUCGGGAGGACUGCGACUGGUGUGACGGCCACAAGCGCCUCGAGCACCACGGCCCUGCAGCUCCCCUCCCUGCAGGCGCAAACUGCGGGCCAAGCCUCAGCGACUAGCACCGGCUCAUGCCUGCAAGGAAAGCGACUCUUCGUCCGAGGAGGCCCGACGCAAGGGAACAGCCGACGAGGAGUUCACUGUACCGCUUGUAGGAGUCGCUGGGAGGCAGCUUGGCAGUCACCUCAGCUUGAGCACUGCGGUUGGGUAUCUGCGGGACUGUUCGUGCCGCUGAGGCUCACAACCAGAACUUUCCUGAUCGCAAGUUCUCGCUUUGCUCAGCAACAGCUGCCUCGCAUUCAAAUUGACUUCACACCGGGCAAGGUCAUGGGGGCAGCAGCGGUUGUGGGCAGUUUGCUGCUGAUUUUGGGGUUCACCGUCCUGCGGCUUGGGGAGCACGCGGUUGAGAUCCGGAUUCGCUAUGGCGGUGCGGCUCGCACUGGCUCAGUGCCAUUUCAGAUGCAAGCAGAUGCCGUGGAGCACAUGGCCGACUGCGACGUAUCAUCUGGCACGUGCAGCUUGCAAGUCUCCUUGAGUCGGGACAUGCCUCCGCCAGUUCGUGUGCUCUACCAUCUCGAUCCGUUCUACCAGAACUUCCCGACCUACAUUGCUUCAGGUUCGACCUCCGGUGCAUGGGGAGAACUGACAGGCAGAUGGUUCGGCCAUGACGAGCGGCAGAAGCACUGCCCGGAAGCGUCCACGAGAAUGACAGAGACCGGCGACGUAAUUUUCCCCUGCGGCUUGCAGGCCACAAGCCUUUUCAACGAUACCUUCGAGUUGCGGCGAAACGGAGCUGUCCUCCACAUCAGCAAAGACGGUGUCGGCAAUCCCGAAGAUCGUAGCAGGAUGGCAAAUCCACCGGAUUAUCCCGACGGGUCCAAGGUUGCCUGGCUCUACGAGCGCUUUCCCGAGGUGAUUUCAAUUGAUCAGGGCACGACGGAUCCGGAUUUCGUUGAAUGGAUGAGGCCCAGUGCCAUGCCCAGCCUCCUGAAGGAUGUCGGCCGAGUGAAUGUUGGCCUUCUUGAAAGCGAGAUGCUGACCCUGCACAUCCACGACAGGUUCCCCGUGUCUCAUCUCAACGUCACAAAAACCGUUGUACUGCUGAGCCCAAGCGCUCUUGGUGGAAAGUCAGAAGCCUUAAGUAACUUCUUGCUUUAUGCCGCUUGUUUGUGUUGGCUUCUGGCAAUCGCAGUCGCUUUGAUCAACGGAUUCUGCAAGCGCACGCCUGGGCAACCUCGAUUCUAUGGCUCCCGCAUGCCUUUGGAGGAAUCUGAAAGCAGUACCGACAGUGACGUGGCCUAG
Molecule: messenger RNA, 1392 nt
Organism: Symbiodinium sp. CCMP2592
Lineage: Eukaryota; Dinophyceae; Suessiales; Symbiodiniaceae
Source: the annotation of a GenBank genome assembly